Molecule: messenger RNA, 1184 nt
Organism: Stylophora pistillata
Lineage: Eukaryota; Metazoa; Cnidaria; Anthozoa; Scleractinia; Pocilloporidae
Source: RefSeq, a predicted model, not a curated record
GGCGGGUAUAACAUAUAAAAAGAGAUGUUGCACUCAUAGAUAUAACUUUGUUGCGGAGCAAUUUUUUAGAAAGCUUCGAGAAGUACGCCACAUUUGUCGCGAAGAGAUCGCUCAUCACAAUGCCGACUGAAGACAGAUCAUUGGACGCUUUGAAAGAGGAAGGCACUGCUACAGUCAUAGAUGGUAGUGACGAUGAAUGGCUUAGACGAGACUCGCAGAGGCUUUAUUCGAUAAAUGAAGGUGGCCCAGUACCAGGUCACUUCUUGUAUAUUGAUGAAAAUGGACUUGUGAGAACAGAUGGGACACAAACAAAUAAAGCUACUGAAUUUAAAGUCCACAUCAUAGACUCGAAGGACGGUCAAGUUGUUAUGUUGGAGCACAAAAAUACUCAGAAAGUUGUUGCAAUAGAUGCAAACAAUGACACUGUCAUUGCAAAGGAUUCUUCUUCAGUGAAUUUAAGACAGUUAAACAACUUGUCCAAGGUUGAAAAGAAACACCCGGACAUUCUGUUCCGAAAGAUACCGAAGUCAGAGGGGAGUGCGCUGUUUCACUUGAAGCCAUACGAGACGCGAAUGGUUGGAUUUAACACGGCAGGCGAUCCCAUUGUGACGACGACUGCUGCUGCAGAAUCCAACAAAGAUGAAUUUCUCUUCGGGAUCAACUUAUAUGAAGGCGCUGUUACAGUCAAAGAUGGUAGUGAUGAUGGAUGGGACAGACAAGGCCCGUUUCUGCUUAGUUCGGGGAGAGGGGCGAGGAAGCGCUACUUGCAUAUUGAUAGCAAUGGAUCCUUGAGGGCAAAUGGGAACAAAGACAAUAGCGAUCAUGAUACUGGAUUUACAGUCCACAGCAUAGAUACGAACUACGGUGAUCAAAUUGUUAUAUUGGAGCACCGCAAGACAAAGAAGGUUGUGGCCAUAGAUGCAAACACAAAAAAUUUCAUCACGAAGGAUUCUUCUUCAGUGAAUUUAAGACAGUUAAACAACUUGUCCAAGGUUGAAGAGAAACACCCGGACAUUCUGUUCCAAAAGAUACCGAAGUCAGAGGAAGAUGCGCUGUUUCACUUGAAGCCAUACGAUACGCGAAUGGUUGGAUUUAACAAGGCAGGCGAUCCCAUUGUGAAGACGACUGCUGAUGCAGAAUCCAACAAGGAUGAAUUUCUCUUCAAGAUGCAUUAACUAAAGGGC